AUGGUACCUCCUGCCACCGAUAUUAACGUCAUUCCAAGCCUCCGCGCGCGCGCGCGAUCGACGCCACUGCGCUGUCCUCUUCACACUGAACCGACGACUGACCGACGCAUAUUCGUUAUCGCUGAUUCACCGAGUGCGUUCCUUCACGCGGUCGCUUAUGGUGCGUAAAAGUUAUUUCUGCACACUUGUGCCCGCCGUAUGCUUGCAGUGUGUAAUGGUCGAUAAUGACGACUUUUCCGGCAAACAAACCGGAGGGAGAGAGAGAAACGUGCAAAAAAACAAUACUCACUGAGAAUGGAUGCGAAAUCUGGCUAAGAGGUGUUAACGGGCCGGCACCUGGAUGUACAGUGCAGAGCAGUAGUCACUGGAGUCAAUCAGAGGUGGCCAAUGUUUGUGGAAUUCUUGAGAGUCAGAUGUGGUUACGUAGCCCCACCUGAAGCAAACGAACCCCAGCCAUCUGUAAUACGGGACCGGCGGAAAUAGGGAGUUUUUCAGGUGGGGUCGGAGAACGCACAGGAUACGAGGUCAAGUAGUUGUACGCAAAAAGCAAGCUAUUGGAGAUGCGCGGUGGUACUUUGAGUGGCUGAGAAAUAGUUACCCUAACCCCUAAUCCCUAUACCCUAACCGUGACCACUGAUCAUAACCCCUAAUCACAAUCCCUGACCCUAACCUCUAAACCCAACCCCAACAGUAUUGUGUCUAUCAGGUAGGGCACCAUAACCAUAUCUUAACCGCUGGAAAAUUGGGCUUACGCUCAACCACUUCAGGCUUUACAGCAGCGUUAAACUGUAAACCAGAUGGCUAGCAUGACAUACAUAUCACCUUCGGCUGGUGGAUACCUUCUGUACUUCAUACUUGUGAGGAAACUGCUACCUCAGGACGGAUUCUUAAACUCAGUCGACAUACUCCUAAAUAAGUGCUUACGAAGGAGACAGCAAUAUAACUCUGAUGCACUUAUGAAGCUGUGACUAAGCUCUGAGAAAAUUAACAUUGCAUGAACAAAACGUGCAAACUUCGGAAGGCAUUUGGCGUCAACAAGUGCUACUUAUUUUUUACGUACAGGGGAAACCUCUUCUAGCCGUUGUGCGCAUGGUAUUUCCACGAUAUAUAUCAUAAAUAUGAUCGAUAAUCAAUACAAGAAUAGAGAUGGAAGAUGCUUGACAUUGAAACAAUAUCUGCUCACCGGCAGGCAGUUGCACUGAUCCUCUAAGGCAUUAGCUAAGGAUUCCGGCAACCAGCUCUCUCUCUCUCUUGAAUGUAUCCUAGCAUCCGAUCCCGAUCCAACUCCUUCCAUCCCUGAAUGCAACCCUCCAUUCAGUACCUACUAUCCUGUGGUUAGAAGCAAAAACAUCAUUCUAGAGCCCUUUUGGGUACGGACAUUUAUCUGCAAAUCAUACGUCUAAACGACAGAUCUGGACUCCACAAGCUGUUGGCAUACCUAACGCCACAUCAGCGUUCCCCCGCUUAGUUCAUGUUGUCGAUCAUGCGACGAAGAGUGACGUUUCUGGGCUAGUCCUCAUCCUCAGCCAGAGAUGCUCCAAACCCCGGACUGCACACUCAAGAUUAGAAAUCUGACUCGCCUUAAUGUGAGACGCGUCAAGUCGACUGACACAAUUGGGGGUAUUUAGUAAAAUAAUAGUGGCGGACAUUGAUCUGUCUAGGCCGUGGGAAUAAAGUGAACAAAGCCGCUUUGUUUUGUAGCUAGUCAGGCACCGCUGCUUGGCUGCACGGUCGAGACCCGAACCCUGAGUCAGCAGAGAAGUGAGCAACGGUCUCGCUACCGCACUCACAGACCCACUGCGCAAUGUGGACUAAAAUGGAGAGUAUUUUUUUCGCAUUGGAGCUGCGGACGUAGAACCCACAGUGGUUGUGUGCAUUAUGACCAACUAUUAGUAGUCGAGGAGAGUUCACCGAAGAGCACAGGGCGAGUUGAAUGGCUUCGGUCAGUCAAGCUGAAUCCCAGGUUUAAAAAACACGUGAUUCGAGUCCGGCCUCUACAACUUCUAAGCGCUAAUGCAGACUUUCCAGAAAGUCGCUAGCUCAUUGCCAUGAAGGUAGAAGUAAGAGUGAGAGUUCACGUUAGAACACGAUAAUAUGAAACGCCUCUAAAAUUUAGCGCAGGACCACCUGCAGUACGGUGGGAGGUCCAUCUUCCGGUAUCCGACCGAAGCUCGUAGGAUUUGGGUACGAGUGGCUGACGACGGCUCACAAGCCAGAAAGGGCCACUACGACCUGUCCUUUCUUUGCCAGUGUGGAGCUCUUAUGCGCAAAAUAAGACAGGAUUACGUUGCACAACCGCUGUUGUCCACAUCCUGCCCAGCGGAGUCGCCAAACGAAAUUCUGGUGGUCCCAAUGCCUUCAUCAACCAAAUAAUUUUUGGCCCAAAAGGUGGUCGCGGAAUUAACUAUUGGUAGGCUCCGGUCCUCAUCUUAUCACCAGUAUUGAUAUCUGCCUAAGACCGUAUUUACUCUGACUCGUAAUCAUCCGUGGUUAUACAUAUGUGGCGGCCUGUUGCCGCCUGCACAUUUAUAAAAGAUUCUGGACUUAAAUUUUACUGUAUGAAAUGCAGUCAAGGGAAGUCGUGAAAACGUUUUGCCUAACCUUUCAUUGAACUGGUGUUUUCUUGGGCCCAAAAUGAACAACCGGGGUAUAUUUUAUGUCCAUGUGUUUGGCAAGUGAUGCUUAAACUUCUGCCCUUCUGGAACCUUCAAGUAUUUCACUGGGAAAAUGCCAAGUUCGCUUAUCUCUUGCCCUCUGAAUGACACAGUUGCGAAGGAUUCGGCUCAUCAGUGGGUCCCCAAGCGUCCGCAUUGAGCUUCCUGAUACAUACAAUGAAUGUGCUGUCUUAUAACACAUUAGCCGAAAUUGUGAACUGUAUUUUCGAUUAGGGAAAGUUGUUUAAGUAGGUUCGUUAGACUGACUGUCGAGCAGCAUGGCCACAAAGUAUUUCAGUCACGGCAGGAUGCUGACUUUUGAACCAAUUUCCUUCCAGCUGUCUGCAAGAACUGCACUCUCUGAAAAGUAGCUACUUAAGUAGUAUUGGUUCUUUCAAUUUCUUCUGAUGCCUUAUUCGCUCAAAUAUAUCGUGGACAAAAUAUAUAAAAAUGCAUUCUUACGCUUCCUUUGUAACAGACCACGUCUUCCUUAAAUCUUAUACCUGAAAAAAGGACAUAUUUUGCUAUUGACAAGUUUCUAAUUAGGGCAUUUUAAGACCGCAAGAUGUCUACCCAUAGUCCAUCGUAUCUGUCCAUUUAUUAGUGCUGCUUGUAAAGUAUGCAACAUGAUGCACGAGCCCUACGCGAUGAAUUGUUGGCGCUUGCCCAAUGAGAAAAGGUCGCGAAUUCCUGGCAAUAAUGCACUCCGAUGAGGCAUACAUCAGUCGGAAGGUCUAUUCAGGUGCUGUAUACGAAGUAGUUAAGGACAAAUUCAAACCGCCUCAAGCAAUCCCGAAGAGGUGGCAAAUUAUAAUUAGCAUGCAUUGUCACAGACCUUGACCAAUCACAGACUACUCAGCUCAGGUAACUGAUUUUGCGCACCCAUAGACUUAAGAAAGGCUGGGGGGGGGGGUCAGUCUUGAAAAAUUACCCAAUAAAAGUCAUAAUUUCCGGAAGAAUUUCAUCUUUCCUUUUGAAUUUCUUGGAACGCCCGUUUUUCAAUUCGUUCAUAAUAUCAGAUACAAAGACGUCGGGCUAACUAAUGAAAUGUCAACCGGAAUUCCGAAAUGCGCUUUCAUUUCGAAAAGAUUUAUUAAGUAGGACUGUAAAACUAGUCAGCCUGCAACGUAAUUUUAUAAUAUUUCAGUUACCUCAGGAUGCCGGCUUUCGAAUGAACUUCCUUACGGCUGCAUGCAAACACUACACUCUGUAAGAAAUGACUAUUUAUGUAACAUGAAUUUUUCUCAUUGAUUUAUGCGUAAAAGCAUUCAUUAUUUUGCUCAUUCGGUAGAAAAUUACAUCUUCUUCCAAUUUUGUACUCAAAGGAGGGACAUAAUUCGGUUUUCAAAAACCGAAUCCGCUCUGCGAUUACACUUAGAUUCAGGGUUUCCAAACUACAAGCCGUUUGUUUUCCGCGUACGAAAAACCACACAGUUCUCUGAGGUAAUAAAGGGGAACCAUAUGGGGCUCAUAAAAUUUUGCAUUGAAUUUGAUCCGUAUUGCUAACUUUACGAGCCACAUUAGCAAAUGCAGAGACAUGACGAUUUAUAGCGGCUAUUUCACUGUGUUUAAAAGUCCCACGAUUAGAAACUUUUGUAAAACUGAAUUAUGUCCCUCCUGGGAGUAUAACAUAAGAAGAAGUCGUAGUUAUCUGCUGAAUGAGCAAAAGAAUUAAUAUUUUAUGCAUGUUUUUCAUGAAAUAUAAUUGGUAAUUUAGGGGCAUCGAAAAGCAAUGAGAAAAAAUCAUGCCACUUAAGUAGCCAUUUCUACGGAGUAUAAUUUUUGCAUGCAGCUGGAAGGCAGUUAAUUCGAAAGUCGGCACCCUGAGAUAACCGAAAUAUAAUUAUGCUGCAGUCUGACUAGGUUUACAACCCUACUUAGUUAAUCUUUUCGGUUGACAUUUCACGAGUUAGCCCACCACAUAAGGAAGAUACAUAACCUUUGAAGAAGGAGACGCGGUCGCUGGAACAAGGGUUUUAUUAGCCUGACGUUUCGGAUUCCUGCUCGAAGCCAUCAUCAAAGACAAAAGCAGAUACGGGUGAUUCAUGCAUAAGGGGCUGAAGUAUUUAUAGGAUGCUGUCGCCAUGCUACCGCAUACCUAUGAACAUUUACGGCUCCCUCCUUCAUCCGGGAUCGUUGCCCUUGGUGUGCUAAUUGUUUGAUGGCCGACAUUCGCGUCGUUAAUGGCUGCAAUUUUAUCACUUGUGUUUGAUGCUGGUGUGAUGAUUGCUCGACCAUCUGACCCACCGAGCUCGGAGUUGGGAAAAGUGUUCACUUGUGCGCUCACUGCGUGGCUAAUUACUCCGCCUAGGCGAAGUCUCAGCACCGAGUACGGAAGGGGAAGGUCAUUGCACUUGUUAAUAGACUGGAGGGCAGUAAACCACGAUUCAACUAGCUCCCGGCUCACGCGGUUGUCACCUCUUGCGAGAAUUUCGGCCUUGUUGAAUUUGAAUGUGUGGCCGGAUCUUGUCGAAUGGGCCGCAACUUGAGAACUGGCGUCAUUUCUCCGCAAUGCUGCUGCGUGUUCGGCCAUUCUCGUUCGGAACUGUCUUCCGGUUUCUCCGACGUAGUUGCUUUGUUCGCAACUGCGCCAGAUCCGAUAAACGACUCCAGACGUUUCUAGCCGUGGCAGUGGGUCUUUCGGUUUCAUUACCUGACGCCUGAUGAUUGCCUCCGGUAUGUGUGCAACUCAAACCUGAAGUGGUGCGAGAAGGUGGCCGACAGCUUCCGAAACGUUAUUGACAUACGGAAGCGCUCGCCAAUAUUUGGUGUCCGUGCGGUUAGGCCUUUCGUCCCUUUUCGGUAUGCAGCAGUUGACAAAGUUGCGCAGGUAGCCAUUGGCUUUGAAUACCCGUCCGAGUUAUCGUAGUUAGGCAAUCUUGUCUUCCGGCUCACUGCAGUGUGUUUCGACACGCCGAUAGAGCGUCCUCUCACAAGUGCGUUUAUGGCUGAUUGGGUGGUUGCUGUUGAAGUUCAGUACUUGCAUCGUAUUUGUUGAUUUCCUGAACACUUUGGACUUUAGUCCGCCACCUCUCUUCGCUUCUAUUGGCAAUAGAGGCAAUUGAGGUUUUAUAAAACCGAAAGAUACUUCCUCAAGUAUAAAAUUAAACUGCGUCAUUUGCACGAGAGAAAGCAUUUUGCAUUUGUUCUUAUGAAGUGUAUGUUCAAUUAUGAGGGAUUUGAAAAUCAUUGGGAUCACACUACUUAAGUAGUCAUUUUUGGGGAGUGUAGCUUUUGCAAGCGGCCGAAGAGAAGCUCGUUCAAAAGCCCGCCUGCAAUAUUUUCUGAUUGUGUUCUGCGACAGUUAGUCUUACGACCCUACAUAAGUAAUCUUUUUUACACGUAGACAUGCUUCAGAAUUGCAGUUAACAUUCCAUGAGAUAGCAUAUCUACGGUACUCCUAUCUCCACUGCUAAGAUUUCUAUUUUCACCUUAAAUUAAUGUGCCAGCCAGUAGCAAACACGUUAGGACAAACCGCAUUUACAAAGACAGCAUCAUAAACAAAUAAGAAGGACAAAUCGAGUGACGUUUGUACCAAAAACUCUAAUGCAGAUUGACAGUUCGACCGUCGAUUCCGACGAUGUCCACCGUGUGCUCCAAAACAAAGUGGAGCAGACACAGUGGCUAGCGUGUGAUUUAAUUUAUAGUGAUGGCAGACUUGCGGGGCAUCUAGCGCACCCUCCCUUCCUCACUCCCUAACUGGAACCGGGGUCAAGACAGAGCCAAGAGGACCGGAGGAGGGGGAGGGCGAAUGUGGAUGGCGCCGUCGAGUCCGCACCUUGGCGUUCCACUCCACACCCCUGGUCCACACAGUAAAUGAUGAUGAUGAUGAUGAUGAUGAUGAUGAUGGUGAUGAUGAUGAUGAUGAUGAUGAUGAUGAUGAUGAUGAUGAUGAUGAUGAUGAUGAUGAUGAUGAUGAUGAUGAUGAUGAUGAUGAUGAUGAUGAUGAUGAUGAUGAUGAUGACGAUUACGGGUAA
Messenger RNA from Spirometra erinaceieuropaei, 6631 nucleotides. The record is from the annotation of a GenBank genome assembly. NCBI's taxonomy places the organism in Eukaryota, Metazoa, Platyhelminthes, Cestoda, Diphyllobothriidea, Diphyllobothriidae.